Molecule: messenger RNA, 2757 nt
Organism: Pleurotus ostreatus (oyster mushroom)
Lineage: Eukaryota; Fungi; Basidiomycota; Agaricomycetes; Agaricales; Pleurotaceae
Exons: 17
Coding region: 1-2757 (918 amino acids)
Molecular function (GO): hydrolase activity
Source: RefSeq, a predicted model, not a curated record
AUGCCUGUGACCACCGUUUCAGCGGCGGUACAUAUUACACCUGUCGUCGUCAAGACCUUCUUCGAACAUGGGAGGACCAAAGCCAAGAAAUUCAAGGCGGGCGACCAGGAGGAGGAGGCCACGGACGACAUAUUCUUUCACCAAUACAGGAUGGCUGGAAGAAUGAGCGCUGAUGUGUUCUUCCUAGCCUUCAUAGAUUUGGGAACCAAGAACACCAUUGAAUCGCUGCAAGGAUUCACCAAUACACAUGUGCCUUCACCGUAUUGGGCUGCGGUGUCGCCUGUUUCCAUCCCGCUUUCGAGCUGCAACAAGGCGGCAGACACGUUAAUCAGUUGGUUUGGUCCAGAUGAACUCAAGCAUGUGGUAGGUGGGGAGCGAUGGUGGCAAGUACGAGGUCUGGAUGGGGUCGACGCGGAAUGGAUUACCCAAAAGGAAUAUCUAAGUCCGGAGCCAAUUACCCCCGACCUCAGGACCAGAAACCUAUCAACCACGGAUGCAGACAUACUCAGGAUGAAUCACCUAGAACGAGUCAUACUCUAUGUUCACGGAGGUGGAUAUUUCUGGGGAUCUAUAAAUACACACAGAUACCAGAUAAUUCGAUAUGCUCGUAAAAGCAAAGGCCGGGCAUUCGCCGUCAACUAUCGCAAAGCGCCCCAAUAUCCAUGGCCGUGUCCCCUCCAAGAUGUCCUCGCGGCUUGUGAGCAUCUUUUCAUAUCUCGGUGUUCAGUAUACCAAUUGUCCAUCCCUGCAGACAUGUACCUCAUCAACCCUCCAGCCUCCGCACUACACAACCCCAUCGACCCUUCCAAGAUCGUCUUUGCAGGAGAUUCCGCUGGUGCAGCUCUCUGCUUGACCACUUUGACUAUUCUUCGCGACAUGGGCCUUUCCCUCCCUGCUGGCGCCGUUCUGAUCAGCCCUUGGGUAGACCUCACCCAUAGCUUCCCCAGUGUCAUGGCCAAUUCAGAAACGGAUAUCAUACCGGAAUACGGGUUUCUGGCAAAGCCCUCGACGCUAUGGCCGGUUGACCUUUUACCCCCAGCUGGCGGUCGAGUGACGAGGACUACUUCUAACCCUCCCCCAGCGCCUGGUCACGUAGAUACUCUCAAGCCAACUGCUUCCCACAUAGAGGCAGAGAAGAACGAAACAGAAUCCCCGGAAAUCAAAAACCAAGGGGAAAUGCUCGCUCAAGGUCAGACCGAGGAAAAGACUGGAGGCCAUUCACGGAAACAAGCAUCAUCCAGCUCUCAGACCGUAGUCGAGGAUGAGUCCUGGGAACCGAAGCCACCGAAGGUCCUUAUGAACGAUCAUGCCUCGAUUCCUCUCGAACUUCACUCUCAAAUCCAGAUAUACGCUACCACUGAGCAACUCUGCCAUCCCCUCGUCUCCCCCGUCUUGCAGGGUUCGCUAGGAAACCUUCCACCCUUGUACAUCAUAGCGGGCGAAGGGGAGGUUCUCAGAGAUGAGAUAGUGUACACGGCGCAUCGAGCUGCUCACCCCGACCAAUAUCCUGCUAGAAAGGGUGUAUUACGCGAGGGUAGACGGCAGAAGGAGAAUGCGGAGAAGUUCACCACGCCAACGAAGGUCCAUUUGCAAGUGUUUGACGGGAUGUGCCAUGUGCCCACCGUCUUCAGUUUUACAGAGAGUGCCAAAUAUGCUUAUCGGUCAAUUGCCGAGUUCAUCAAGCACGCCACUGAUUCCGACAGUGAACAACUCCAACAAAACCCUUUCCCCGAGUUACAUCGCCGUCCGUCGGCUUUGUCAGUGUCGCCAGAUGUCGAAGCACAGGACAGGACAGAGCGUUCGACCAUUGUUUCCCGUUUGCAGGACAAGGUUGUCAAGCCUGCCCCGACACCAGAGACCCCGGAAGAUAUCGCCCUGUACAAAGCCAACGAGGAAGUUGUGAUGCAAGCUGUCGAAGAUCAUCUUAAUGCAACCUCUACUCAGGUCGCCAACGAGUCGUCUUCAUCUAAGUCUAGUGUGGGUAUCAAGAACAUUAGGAUGGUCCGCGAACGGGUAGACAUACACGGACGUGUUCGCUCAAUGGAACCCAGAGAUCAAAUAUCUGCGCUGCAGAUCGAGCCUUCUGCAGUUGGGCUCAUCAAGGAGGAACCCACGCUUCGCUGGCUCCGCGGUCAGGAAAAGUGGGACAGGAUGUUCAAGAAGCAGGCCAAAAAGGCGAUGAAACGGCGGCGGAAGUUAGAGACCAAGGCUGAGAGGAUGAUCAAGAAUGCCAAAGAGCAAGGUCUUGCGUUCACCGUCGACCAAAGGCCUCCCGUAUCCCAGCGUCCUUCCAAUAUUUCUACCGUGUCGAAAGCGUCCGCCCCUUCCCCUGUCACCGGGGAAGGUGAUAUCCAGGCUGAGCGACGGUGGGGGCCAUUGGAUCUCGCUGGCGAAACCCCGCCACCGUCUGCCAUCGCUGGUCGUCGAGAUACGCCAGAGGCAAUAGCGCUGAUUAAGAAGAGCAUAUACCACACCGCGCCCGUAACGCAUACCAUGGUACCACACAUCAAAGCUAUCGACGCUAUUCGGGCCGCUUUCGACCCCCACGACCAUCCGACGAAGGCACCCAAACAGUCUGUCUCAGAGCAACAAACAUAUACUCAUAUCAUACCCUUCCACGGCUUGCGUAUCUGGGACACACUUGUGGGAUACUUUGCACGCAAGACUUCGAACAAGGCUGCGCGCGGAGGUAAACACGCCGUGGCAGCUAUCAAAGGGACGGGUGAGAGCUUGGGGAUAAUUUCUCCAGAUACGUGA